This is a messenger RNA of Exophiala aquamarina CBS 119918, 1653 nucleotides long. RefSeq lists its product as uncharacterized. NCBI's taxonomy places the organism in Eukaryota, Fungi, Ascomycota, Eurotiomycetes, Chaetothyriales, Herpotrichiellaceae. Gene Ontology annotation, biological process: glucan catabolic process. The transcript has 2 exons. Bases 1 to 1653 code for a protein of 550 amino acids. The record is from RefSeq and is a predicted model, not a curated record. Gene Ontology annotation, cellular component: cell surface; extracellular region. Gene Ontology annotation, molecular function: glucan endo-1,6-beta-glucosidase activity.
AUGUCUUUCCAGCAACCAACACGUCCGUCACCCAAAGACAUCUUGAGAUAUCGCUAUCAACAUGGCACUAAUCUGGGAUCCAUUUUCAUCCUGGAACAAUGGCUCUUCGGAAGUAUGUACGACGAAGGCGUGCCGUCGAGUAGCGAGCUCGAUGCUGUCGUGACUUCUCUCAACAAACGUGGUCUUGGUGAAACAAGAAAGAAGUGGGAGACCCACUGGGCCAGUGCUCUCACGGACGACGACCUGACGUGGUUAUGCGACACCGCUCAUUGCAACAACAUUCGCUUGCCCAUUGGCUAUUUCACUCUCGGCCCGACCUUCUGUGCCAACACUGCCUUCGCCAUGCAACCCUCGGAGGUUUACGUCAACGCUUGGGCGGCUGUCAAAUCCAUCGUCUCUCGUUGCUACGCUCGCGGUAUCGGUGUCCUGAUUGAUUUACACGGCGUACCUGGCGGAGCCAACCAUGAAACCCAUUCGGGAACCAGUAGCGGUAAGGCCGAGCUCUGGGGUAAUCAGUUCAAUCUCAACCUCGCCACGAGAUGUAUUCAAUUCAUCGCUGACGAGUCUAUUCGUGAUCCCCAACUUGCGGGUGUAGUUGGCAUCCAAAUCUGCAAUGAAUCCAUUAUUGACCCGCCCGGUAUGUAUGAGUGGUAUAAUGAUGUGAUACAACGUGUCUCUGCCAUGGAUGCUAGCAUUCCUCUCUACAUCAGCGAUGGCUGGGAGUUGGGUCGCGCCACUCGCUUUUCUAGAGCGUAUAAUACUGUCGAGGGGCCGCCCAAAACACCGGUCGUGGUGGAUUGUCACAAGUAUUGGACCUUCGACGAGAAAGAUACUUCCAGGUCUCCUUACGAGAUCAUCGAGCAAGUCAAAACCGAACUACCGGAACUUGACUCGAGUCUCAUGGGCGACGUCUUCAGUCACAGAGCCGGCAUUGCCGUCUACAUUGGUGAAUACUCUCAAGCAUUGGCGCCUCAGACCUGGUCCCGAGCACCAGCAGACCAGAAAGACAACCUGAUGAAAGAGUUCGGGAACGAGCAGAGUAAGACAUGGCAGAGAAAAGCCAGCGGCUCGGCAUUCUGGACAUUUAAAAUGGAAUGGAUGCCAGGAUGGGAGUGGGGAUUCCAAGCCGGGACCGACAAUGGCCAGAUCCUUUCGCCCAGCUGUUUCAAGUUCACGGUCAGAGAGGUGAAGGAGAAGCUGGUCCUCGCCGACAAUAAACGCAGCGAAUAUCUCCAGGCCAAUCUGGAAGGACAUUCCAAAUGGUGGGACACCACCAACCCAGGUCGCCCUUUCGAACACUGGAGAUACAGUGAUGGAUAUUUUAUGGGCUGGAACGACGCCCGGGAUUUCUUCGCCGCGAGACUGAGCGGGAUCGUCCCUUCAUCUGUCCCGAAUGCCGCCAGCUUUGCCAAUCCUCCACCACCGAUGGGCGGCUUCGACGGCGCGAACCAGAGUCAGCAAUGGCAGCCAGGCAGCCAGCUCGGCGAGAAUAAAAUCAUAGGUGCAGAUACCCUCGGUGCCAUCGACCUGUGGAUUCUUAAGCGCAUGAGAGAGUCCCAUGUCGCGGACUCCAACAGCUGCCCCUUCGGGUGGGAGUGGGAACAUGGCUUCCGCGCUGGUGAGAGGGGGUUCAGAGAAGUUGUCGGUGCGUGA